UAUCGACCAAAGUAGACUGAUAAAAACUUCCCGUAGAGUAAUAAUGGCGACUUGGGCCAGGUUAGGCGUUAGUUUGCGGAGUACAGUCAGACGUUUCUGGCCUCUCAGAAAUACAGGGUAUGGUCGUGCUGUUGGAGCGGGUCUUCUGGGCUCUGUUGUAGCAAGCGGUUUUAUUCACUAUGAAAAUGAACCGCGAUGGAGACUCUGGCCACACAUCGUGUACGCGGAGGACGCGAAGAAAGAGGAGAUCGCCGUACCACCAGUGUCCAUGAGACGCCUGCGGUUUAACCAGUUUGCCUCCAUGAUCUAUGAAGAGGAGCCAUACAUGACACCCAGAGACUUCCUCCAUUCAGUCAUGAUGGAGAAGGUGGACCCAAUCUUACAGCGAGAAACCAGACAACACAAAGACCCUAAAAUGCUGACAUGCAAACUACAGAAAAAGAUGCUGACUAAAGCAGAUGUGGAUGGUAUGAUAAGGGUGGCUUCCAGGGCUGAGGCAGGAAACAACAUGUUCAGAGGAAUCGGAGACAAAGGGCUGAUCUCUUACACAGAGUACCUGUUUCUCCUCACUAUUCUCACAAAACCUCAAACAGGAUUUCAUAUUGCUUUCAAAAUGCUUGAUAUUGAUGGCAAUGAGCAUGUGGACAAGAAGGAAUUUCAGAAGCUGAAGAAAGUAAUUCGACCAAGGAAAGAGCUUCUAAGGCAGGAUAGGACAGAGCUUUCAGACAGUGUUGAUGAGGUCAACACUACACUACAGGUGUUCUUUUUUGGGGGAAAUGGCAAGGAAAAACUCCAAUACAAAGAUUUCUGCAGGUUUAUGGAAGACCUGCAGGCAGAAGUGCAAGAAGUUGAGUUUCUGCGGUUUUCUAAAGGGAUGAAGACUAUGAGGCGGGAGGACUUUGCUGAAUGGCUGCUUCACUACACCAAUGAAGAGAACAAUGAGGCAUACUGGGAAAACAUGAAAAAGAGGAUCCCCACUGGGCAGAGCAUCACCUUUGAUGAAUUUAAAGCAUUCUGUCUCUUUACCAACAAUCUGGAGGACUUUGCCUUCUCAGUCAAAAUGAUUAAUGAUGCCAGCAGGCCAAUAGGAAUGGCUGAGUUUAAGCGAGCAGUGAAGAUAGCGACAGGCCACGAGCUUUCAGAGAACGUUUUGGACACAGUUUUUAAGAUCUUUGACCUGGACGGUGACAACUGCCUGAGCCAUAAAGAGUUUCUCGCUGUGAUGAAAGACAGAGUACUUCGUGGACUCAGGGUUCAGCCCCAGUAUGGUAUUUCUGGUUAUUGGAAAUGUGUGAAAAGAGAGACACUGCAAGGAGCUCAAGAGGCUCUCCGUGAAACCGGCAGCCCAGUCUGACACAGGAAGAGGUCUGCCUUUGAGUGUGUGGCUGGUCAGUUGUGGUAAUACUUGCAAUUCCAUAUAAGUCUGGGGAGGAGAAUGGUACAUAAUUAAUUGCAAGCACCAGGGAUUGUUAGUUGUACUGUAACAUUUUUAUAUUAAUAUUGUUUCUUUUUUAUGUUUUGGGCCAACAGCUACAUCACUUCAAAAGCAAUAUUUUCUUUGGACCAUGUAAACAUUGUAAAGUUUACUGACUAAAGUAAUUAGGAUUGGUGAUUUCAUGUUAUGAGCUUUGUUGUGUGAUAUGUUUUUUUUUUAAUUUGUGAAAUUGCCUGUGAACACUCCAACAAGAUUACACUGUCAGGUCAUGAUGUUUCUUGUGUGGAUAACUGUUUAAUAGGAAACACAUUGUUAAUUAUAUAUAGCCUUAAUUUUACUUUGGAUGUGGUGUUGUUUACUAUGGAAGCCCGUUUCCGCCCCUGAAAAAAAAAGGUAAU
Molecule: messenger RNA, 1833 nt
Organism: Sinocyclocheilus grahami
Lineage: Eukaryota; Metazoa; Chordata; Actinopteri; Cypriniformes; Cyprinidae
Product: calcium uptake protein 2, mitochondrial-like
Exons: 13
Coding region: 44-1354 (436 amino acids)
Biological process (GO): mitochondrial calcium ion homeostasis; calcium import into the mitochondrion
Cellular component (GO): uniplex complex
Molecular function (GO): calcium ion binding
Source: RefSeq, a predicted model, not a curated record